AUGCUGAGGAGAAGCUCCGUUGUGAGGUGGCCACCUAUGCCUGGAUACAAGCUCAUUGCCCGUCAAUUCCGAUUCCGCGCCUCUGGGGUUUUUGCUUUCCAGUUCACAUCCCUCUUCCGAGCACCCCUUCUUUCGCGGCUGAGCUGGUACAUGCGUUGGUCAAUACGUUGGAUUCUCGGCUGGCCUCCUAUUUCCAGCUAUGUCGUUCAUCCGCACCGCCAGAAACUCACGUCGGGAUACAUCGUAAUGGACUACGUGGAGAAUUGGUGCAUGCUGUCUGCUAGUUGGGACAUGGUACACGACGAUGUCAGCAAACGACUGACCCUUUACAGAGACAUAUCUCGGUUUAUGCUAUCACUGGCGCAGGUUCAAUUUCCUCGGAUUGGCUCCUUGACAAUGGAUAACUAUGGGGUAGUCUCUUUGGCAAAUCGACCUCUGGGACUUCACCUCCAUCAGCUUGAAAACGACGAGAUAUCAACGGAAAUCCCACGAAAUCUGACCUACGCCACCACCGACACGUACUUGCUGGAUAGGCUGUCAUGUCAUGAUAAUCGGAUUCGCUACCAACCGAAUUCGAUUUUCAAUCAAUCUGACGGAGAGUCGCAGAUCUCUACCCUGACUAUCAUGCGAGCUCUCAUGCCACACUUCACGCAAAAGGAAGGGAGGCAUGGCCCUUUUAUUCUCAUGCUCACGGAUCUUCACCCGAGUAAUAUAUUUGUGGACGGAGAUGGCCAUGUUACGUGCGUCAUCGACCUUGAGUGGGCAUGCACCUUGCCAGUAGAGAUGCUUCAGCCCCCUUACUGGUUAACUAACAGAGCUGUCGAUCAAAUAACGGGUGACAGCUUAGUCGACUACAGAGAACGACACAAUGAGUUUAUAUCUGCGUUCCAGGCUGAAGAGGAGGCUUGUGGAAGCAUCACGUCCUACGCUGAGAUGAUGAGAAAGAGUUGGGAUCUCGGAAGCUUCUGGUACUUCAACGCCAUCGAAAGCUUGAGUGGCUUCUAUAAUUUAUUCCUGCAACACAUUCAGCCUAGAUACGGCCCAGAAGCUGUGAAGGGCUGGAAAGAUUUUGAGCGAUCAGUAACGCCGUACUGGUCCGCUGGGACGACGAGGUUCAUCGAGCGUAAGGUCCAUGAGCGAGAACAAUAUUUGCAGCGAUUGAGGGAAGUCUUUCAGCGAGCGAGUGAGGGUAACGUAUAGAGUUUGCGAGGUUUAGGCAAUGUCGUCCCGGCUUUGCAAACCGGAGAUCCCCAAGUACGAUGACAAGGAAGAUGCGGCGGCGGACAUAGAUGUCGAGAUGUCUGAUUCCGACACUACGGGAGAAGACGGACCUGCCAAUCGUCAGCCCCGAGGGCAGACGCUGAGGCAAGCGGCAUGGAGGCGACGCCCUCGCCUGUUCAAACAGGAAGACCCAUGAUUUGCGAAGAAACCCUUCGUUGUUCUCAGAGCGGAACCAUGUUUAACAAUCCUCCUUUGGUUAGAACAAUCUGAGUUGUGGUCUGACGUAUAGGAAGCUGUAAUCGUAGAUACAGAUGAACUGACGCUUUCAUUUAC
Molecule: messenger RNA, 1554 nt
Organism: Verticillium dahliae VdLs.17
Lineage: Eukaryota; Fungi; Ascomycota; Sordariomycetes; Glomerellales; Plectosphaerellaceae
Exons: 2
Coding region: 1-1200 (399 amino acids)
Source: RefSeq, a predicted model, not a curated record